Messenger RNA from Trichomycterus rosablanca, 1110 nucleotides. RefSeq names its product pejvakin (gene pjvk). The coding region runs from base 1 to 1110 and encodes 369 amino acids. NCBI's taxonomy places the organism in Eukaryota, Metazoa, Chordata, Actinopteri, Siluriformes, Trichomycteridae. Gene Ontology annotation, cellular component: cytoplasm. Gene Ontology annotation, biological process: programmed cell death. The transcript is spliced from 6 exons. The record is from RefSeq and is a predicted model, not a curated record.
AUGUUUGCAGCAGCUACUAAGAACUUUGUGAAGCAGGUGGGGGACACAGGGCGGUUGAUUCCUGUUCCAAGCCUCAGCGAGGCAGACCGGUAUCAACCCCUUAGCCUGGUGACCAGAAAAAGGAGAAGACAUUUUUGGAAGAAAACCAAGUAUGCUUCGACCCCAUUCUCACUGAAAGACAUACUCGUAGGAGAAAAGGAGAUUACUGCAGGAGUGUCUUCUUACCAGCUUCUCAACUAUGAAGACAAGUCAGAUGUGUCUCUGACUGGACGCCUGGGCAACCAUCUCAUUCAUGAAGUGGGCGUAAACAUCAGUGGUUCAGACUCUGUGGCGGUCAAAGCUUCUUUUGGUGUUGUAACUAAACAUGAGGUGGAGGUUCCUACUUUACUACGAGAGCUGAACUCAAGAAAAGUUGACCUGGAUCACUGUCUGGUCCGCCAGUCAAGGGAAAGUGGACGAACUGUGCUUUGUGUUGUCAUGGAAAGUAUUCGUACCACACGCCAGUGUUCGCUCACCGUACAUGCUGGUGUGCGUGGGACUACUAUGAGGUUUCAGAUAGACAAUGGUCAUAAUCCUAAAGGCCGUGACAAAUCCAUCGUUAUUCCAGCUCACACUACCAUAGCCUUUAGCAUAUUCGAGCUUUACGUGCGACUUGAUGGACGUCUAGAUAUUUGUGUAGCACCAGCAUCAGUGGGAGGUUUCGAGAGGGAACAGAUCCGUGAGCAACUUGGUGGAUUUGUUGGCAGGUUUUCAGUAGGCAGACUGCGCAGGUUUCUGUCAGGGAUUAUUUAUGGGAACCCCUUCAGAGCAGAUGACAGAACGUUUGAGGAGCUCACUCACUCGGACAUGUAUAUGGACGACGUAGCAGAUUACUAUGAAAAAGCAGCCAGCAUGACUGACUUGUCUAUGUCUUACCUACGUGAGGACAAGCACACUCGAGUUAACCUGCUAAACCACAACAUCCCUAAAGGCCUAUGCUCUCUCUGCAGCAUGAGCCACCAGCGCCGGGAGACUGUCUACGGCUGCCUCGAGUGCUCCUCUGGUGGGCAGAAGUAUGUACGGUUACACGCUGUGCCAUGCUUUGAUCUGUGGCACAAAAACAUACGGUAA